GACCAAAACAAAACGCCCACCGGAGGUAAUAGUUUAGGUUAGUUCGAAAGCUAGUUGGAAAAGUAGUUAAUUUUUCGUUUACAACGGUUUGAACUCGAUUUAAUCGUAUUUGAAAGUCAGGGUUUUGUUCGUUAUUCAUAAAUAAAGUCAACUUCAAUAUGUUUUAAUAGUAGGUGAUAACUGGGUCAGGAAAUUGGCGUUAGCUAUUUAGCUGUUAGCUAACCUGUGAUAAAACAUUAACUGACGUUUGCUAUAAGUAGGUUAAGUUAAAUUAACUCAGAGUCAUUUUCACGACGUUGUUGUGCGUGUAAUCAGGGAAGUGUUCAUAAAAUAGCAAAGUGGGCCUAAUUUUGGCGCUAGGUAAGUAUAGUUAAUCAGAUUGACAUUACUGUCCAUGGAAAUACAGAGUCCAGUGGGUUAACAGACUUUUACAAUUAAAAGCUAAGUAAUCUUUAAGUGAGGAUACAUGGAAAAAUAUAACCAAAUUCUUACACUUGGAAGUGGAGGAGCAGGUGUUGUCUUUCUAAUGAGACACAAAGAUACAAAGAAACUCUAUGCUGUGAAAAGAAUACAGGUUGACAACUCUCGAAAGACAAAGACGAAAGAGGCUGUGUCGCAAGAGGCUGAAAUCCUGAGGAAUCUCAGGCACCCCCAUAUUGUGACAUGGAGCGACACUUUCUAUGAUCCAGCAAACGAUCACAUUUAUAUUGCUAUGGAUUACUGUGAUGGUGGAACACUGGAUGAUCAGAUUAAAGAUAGAAAAGCAGAGGAAUAUUUCUCAGAACAUGUCAUAAUGAACUGGUUCGUGCAGGUCGUCAUGGCAGUCAGCUACAUUCACUCUGCAAAAAUUCUUCACAGAGACAUUAAGACCUCCAAUGUGCUCCUAACUAAGAGGGGUAUGAUUAAGCUGGGAGAUUUUGGAAUAUCAAAGAUAAUGAAUCACACUCUGGAUAUGGCCUCUACCUGCGUAGGAACACCCAGCUACCUCAGCCCCGAGUUGUGCCAGGACGUUCCGUACAGCACAAAAUCUGACAUAUGGGCCCUUGGCUGCUUACUGUAUGAACUUUGUGCACUCAGACCAGCUUUUUGGGCUAAAAAUCUGCUGAAUUUGUUUUACAAGAUAAUAAAAGGUGAAUAUAGCCCAGCACCUGAAAGGUACUCAGAUAAUCUUCACGCAUUGAUUGAGAAAAUGCUGUGCUUGGUUCCUGAGAACAGACCGAGUGCCAGCAGCAUCCUGGGCAUGUCCUAUGUGCAGGAACAUCUGGGACAGUUCAUUGAGUAUCAAGAGACGGAACUGACAAAGGUUAACGCUGAGACCAGACCUCCGACAAGAGAAGAAUGUGUCACCGAGCCCACAUCUGCUGUGGAGAGUGAAGGAGCAACUUUAACCUGGAAGAACACUGUCAUUCAUAUGGAAAUGCCCACUCUGCAUGAAGCACCAAGUAUGGAAGAGCAUGGUCAGGCACCUCUUGAAGCUGAGGAUGAGACAGUCCAUGCUAGAACUGAGUCUGAUUAUUCAGAAGACUUUGAAGAAAAUGACAGUAUGUCAUCUGUUGAAGGUGCUUCAAGGAAGGAUGCCUCCUUCAGUCCUGCGCGUGUUGUUUCUGAAGAGCUGCAUGCUCUCCCUGAUGAUGUGGACGCUGCUGAGUACCCAGAUGACUUUGAGGAGGGUGAGGAGGAGGAGUUAGCUGAAGUGGUGAACUAUGCUAGAAAUGCCAUGCAGUCCCUAUCAGAAGAGGACUCCCCCAAGCUGCAGGAUUCCGGUGGCCUGUCAGUUACCAUGAGAACUCUGAGAGAGAAGUACAUUGAGGAUGUUGGGCCCUUACUUUAUGAGGAGAUCAGUGCGCACUUUCUGAAUGGCCUGAAACCAGAAGACCUGCAGCCCCAGUUUCAUCACACGGUAGGGACGGACCAUCUGGAGACCUGCUAUCUUAUAUUCAACAUUGAUCAAGAGGCUACAUGUUGAGCAUGCAGCAUCUUAGUGACAUGACAAAUAUUUCAAUAUUUUUCAGAUGAUAGUAGAAAUUUUGUGAAAUCUAGA
Messenger RNA from Colossoma macropomum (tambaqui), 2041 nucleotides. RefSeq names its product NIMA-related kinase 12 (gene nek12). The transcript has 3 exons. NCBI's taxonomy places the organism in Eukaryota, Metazoa, Chordata, Actinopteri, Characiformes, Serrasalmidae. The coding region runs from base 467 to 1966 and encodes 499 amino acids. Gene Ontology annotation, biological process: protein phosphorylation. The record is from RefSeq and is a predicted model, not a curated record. Gene Ontology annotation, molecular function: protein kinase activity; ATP binding.